This is a messenger RNA of Daldinia caldariorum, 2662 nucleotides long. Its product is annotated as subunit 17 of mediator complex-domain-containing protein. Gene Ontology annotation, molecular function: transcription coregulator activity. The coding region runs from base 391 to 2364 and encodes 657 amino acids. Gene Ontology annotation, cellular component: mediator complex; core mediator complex. NCBI's taxonomy places the organism in Eukaryota, Fungi, Ascomycota, Sordariomycetes, Xylariales, Hypoxylaceae. The record is from RefSeq and is a predicted model, not a curated record. The transcript has 2 exons. Gene Ontology annotation, biological process: regulation of transcription by RNA polymerase II.
GUUGGCGGGAGAGGGUGAAUUAUAUAUACAUGGAAAUGGUAGGUGUAAAAUAUGCUUGGGGAAGCAUGUGCUAUGUGCUACGUAAAUGCAAACUUGAACUUUGGGGGGCGCAUUGAAUGCUCUGAUGCUCUAAAUUCUAAGCUCGGAUCUGUUCUAUGCUGACUCAUCAGGGACAAGGAUCUUGACUGGGCUGCGCUGCAUGCUUGUUCGCAGCUAGCUACUUAGCUCCAUGUACUCCAUGUACUUUGUACAUAUUGUUUCCUUUACAUCUUCAAAUCAAAUCCAUAAUCCAAUGCAAGCUCGAACAUCCCAUAUUGCGUCUCCUCGAGUCCCACGGAUAGAAUUAUAAUCACUGCUAGAACGUAUUAUAUAAAUCCGCCAGCGAUCGAGAUGGCCUCCGGUUCACCAUUCUCGCUACGUCCUUGGCCUAUAGGCGACAAGAAACCGAAGAACCUCGGCGAGUUCAUCGCGCGCAUUAGCGUUCAAAGCGGUGGCUUUCGCAAUGUUACAGAGGCUAAAUUGCGCGAAGAGAUUGCAGCUCAGGAAGAUGGUCGCGUCGAAACCGAGGGUUCUUCCGACGAGGAGGAAGAUGAGGAUGCCGAGCUGAAAAGCGUUGUAGUUGCACGAGAAGAAUUCUUAAAAAAUAUCGAAAUCGCACACCAAUCCGCCAUGGUGAGUCUCGAUUUCGUCUCCCUCCUUCUUACGAAACAAGAUCCAAGAGCCUUGAACACGCUAUCGCCCGAGCUGCGUGAACUAGUCGGCAUUGGUACCCUAGGAGCCUCCAAGUUGAACGAGUCCAAUAUUACCGAAGAACGAAGGCAGGAUGAUAUCGCUGUCGCAACUGGAUGGAGGCUCAUGGGAGUCAACAAUAUGGUGGAUUCGGUUGUGGCAGCUGCAGAGAAACUUGAGAAAGAAAUGCAGCUGGAGACGAAAUAUUGGGCUGAUGUCUUGGCUGUCAGCGAAAAUGACUGGGCUAUUUGUGCCAUGCCUCAGGAGAAACACACACUUGGUGUACGGUUUGGUUUCGCCGAGUCCGCCCCCGAGUUCAGGAAUAGUAGUAUUGCUCCCCUUAAACGCAAUGAUGAUGGCACUGUUCACCUGGGGUUGGCUCGUGUCGGUGCUGGUUCUCAGAGAAUUCGGGUUACCCUCAAGAAAAACGGCAUAAUUGUGGAUCAGUCACCGUUACCUGGACGAAUACCGGACGAGGCGCCUCUCCAGGACCGCGUACGUGAAGCCAGAAAUACUGCCUUUCACCAGGAGUUAUGGUACGAGCUCAAUCGGGAAGCUCGUACCCUUCUUUCUUCUGAUGUUUACUCGGAUUCGUCGAGUAUCACUUGGAAGCAGGACUCGGAAACGGAUCUUAUCUUCACUCUCGAAGACCUUGGUGAACCGGAUAACGCCAAUGAAAGAAUAUUAAGCACGCAUUGUUCAUGUACAGCAUACUACAUCUACGUGCAGUUCCUCUUAUUCCAAGGUCACCGACAGAACUACUACCGACGCACGACCAUGGCUCAGCUCCCACCUAAUCGUAUGCCACCACCCUAUGCCAUUCUCCGUGCAGUAAUCGCAAGUAACGAGUAUUUCCAGGAUUGCAAGGCCAUGACGGAUUUCUUAGAUGAUUUAGUGUUUACGUUAAAACGUGCUGGCAUCUCGACCGCUACUUGCAAGUCGACCACACAACCACUCGCACCUACGCUUCUCCAGAGCAACCUAACCCGUCGCAACGCCAAAACCGAGCUCAACUUUAUAAACUAUCUAGUGGGCCGUCUGGAAUCUGCUUUUGAGUUGGCUAUCACGCCGGAAGCCAAAGUUUUCGUGCGAGCCCGCGUCGUGGUCGUACCCUACAUCCAAAUGCACUUUUUCAUCUCCCUUACACCAUUCCCUCAAAAUAACAACAAUAACAACCCGGAGAGUAAUAAGAAUGACACGUCUAUGAAUGAAGGAGUGAAAAACCCCCUGGCGGAUUUAUACCCACCCACCGACGCGAUACGCGAACCAUAUUCAAGUGCAAAGGAUGCUAUCUAUUUUAUUCAACAAGCUACGAUACGCGCUCUCGCACACAAGUUAGCUGAAGCUACGGCGGAGAAACUAGGCAGGGACGAUAUAUACUGGACCGAGACAGUGAACGGCCCCGGGGUAGUUGACGGGGAUGAUGGAGAGGCUCGAAUCGGCCUUAAGGAAGAUAACGACGGCCGUUUGAUCCUGAGCCUCGAUGGGCGAUGGCAGGAAGGCAAGCGUACGUCCCGGUCUCUCUCGACGUGGAAAGCGGAUCGGGGCGACGAGAAAGGAGACAGCAUCGCGGACGCCGUCCUCCGGGUCAUGCAGACGUAUCCGCAACCACAGGGUGAAGGAGCGGCCGAUUAGACAUCGGACCACACCCUUGAUAGCGAGACUAUACAGGACUUUGUUAGCAUGGCAAGCUCUCCUGCGAAACCCGACCAGUCUGCCAAGAAGUGGUUUUUAACAAUGCCGUAAAAGUAGCCAGGUUUACUGCUGCAGAAUUGGUUGUUGUCUUUUAAGGAUGACUUUUACGGGAAAGGGUUCGGUGGAUCGGGAGCAAGACCGGCAGGAUGGCACUUAGCAUUAGGUACCUGUUAUAUAGUUCCAGGGUACGGAAGUAGCUGGCUAGAAGUGACAAUUGCAACAAUACUGGAUAAUCCAA